CGGGCGCAAUGAGACCAGGAGCGCGCAGACGCGCGGCGCGCCCGUGACAGCAGCACGGCUCUCACUUUUGACAUUUUUGUUCCACUUCCUUCUGGCGUAAAAUGUCAUGAAUUCGGCAUCUCGAUACAAUUCACUCAUUUUUCUUUCCUUGCACCAGGGAAUGCCAACAUGCGUGAAGGAUUUUCGUGGGGGCUAGGGAACGAAUAACUUUGCCAACAUGCACGACUGGACGCUGACGCGUAACCGACAGUCCUAUGGAAUAUAGCUUGCUUUGCCACAGUUCCUACGUUUCGUUUCAGCCGGUGAAGAAUAAACUUUUAGUUUACUGCAUCAUGCUGUCACUUUGGGCGUACAUGCUUUACUGCUGCAUUGGUUACUGCUCUACUAUGCCGAGCUUCAUGAUGGAGUCCACUGGGAAGGGGACCGAGCCGGAGGCUGAACUGCUCAUGAAGACGCAAGCCGGCCACCGCGGCACCGUGACGGAACCGGACCGCCGCGGACCCAAAGCACUAUCGAGGGACCUGUUAAAUAACGUCAACGAAGCGGACAGCAGAGCCGAAGACUGGGAUGAAAGCAAGGGGGAGCAGAGAACCUCGGAAGAGAGCACCGCGACAGGUGUCGUCAACGGGUCGGAGACGAAAAAGUUACCCCAGGCUAUUAUCAUAGGGGUAAAGAAGGGGGGCACACGGGCCCUGCUGGAGUUUCUCCGCGUGCAUCCGGACAUUCGGGCCGUAGGGGCAGAGCCGCACUUUUUCGAUCGUAACUACGAAAAGGGACUUGAAUGGUACAGAGAGCUGAUGCCCAAGACUCUAGAGGGGCAGAUCACCAUGGAAAAGACGCCCAGCUACUUUGUCACCAAGGAGGUCCCGGGCCGCAUCCACGCCAUGUCGAAGGACACCAAACUGAUUGUGGUGGUGCGUGACCCCGUGACGCGUGCCGUCUCCGACUACACCCAGACGCGCUCGAAGAAGCCCGACAUCCCGUCCUUUGAGAGCCUGGCGUUCAAGAACGCGACGGCAGGCCUGAUCGACGCCACAUGGAGCGCCGUGCAGAUCGGCAUGUAUGCCCGCCACCUGGAACGCUGGCUCCUUUUCUUCCCCGUUGGCCACAUGCUCUUCGUGAGCGGCGAGCAACUGAUCAGCGACCCCGCCGGCGAGAUGGCCCGCGUACAGGAAUUUCUGGGCCUCAGGAGGGUGGUGGUAGAGGAACACUUCCAUUUCAACCCGGCAAAGGGCUUCCCCUGCCUGAAAAAGCCAGCGAGCAACAGCAAGCCCCACUGCCUGGGCAAAACCAAGGGGCGUACCCACCCAAACAUCCACCCCGAUGUCAUUCAGCGGUUGCGAGACUUCUACAGGCCAUUCAACAAAAAGUUUUACCACAUGACUGGACAAGACUUUGGCUGGGAUUGAUAAGCCUGGUGAAAGCAGUUUCCUUAAAAAAAAGAGGUUUCUAUCUGUGUAAAAAAUACAGAGGUCUAUUUUAUGAUAAUUUAUUGCAACUAAUUCACUCUGAUGCCUAUCCGUUGUUGUACAUAUUGGAUGCCCUAACUUUUUACAUUCCGAUUUUUAUGUAAAUAGGUGAUCUUAUUAUUUAAUAGGCUUGAGCAUUUGUGCAACCAAAUGGAAAAUGUAGUGAAUAACCAAGAGGAAUUCAAAUGAGGCAAUUUGUCCCAAAAAUGGAAAAAAAAAAACCCCACAAGCACAAUGAAAUUAGACACGGGUAAACAGUGACUCAGUCUUGCACAGGAGCAGCGUUAAACAUGUGUCCAUUCAACUUUCAGAGCAGUGCUUUCGGCUAUCAUUCUAAUCCUUAAUCCUCACAGACGUCUAACAUCCCGCACUUAAUCUAACUUCUUCAAGAGACCCUUAUGCUUCAACAGACCCUUAUCUGUUCUCGUCACUGGAUUCAUUUUACAUGGGCCCUUUAUGGUGGGUCAGUGCUGACUCCCAGCUGAUCCACUGCUAGUUCAGGUGGUCAGUACACUUAAUUGCCGUGUUCCACGUCAAUUACGGAAGAAAAAUUAGACCAAAGCAGUUUGUAGGGCCCCAGCUGUUAAAUAUACGUACAUUACUAUAUUGACUAAAACCAGCAAGGGUCUCACAGUCAUUUUUCUUGCAUUACAACAAUGCUCUUAUGGUAAAGCUGGUUUUCCCAAAUAUGAUUCAUUGCUUAACCAACAUUUUAAAAAUGUUUUAUGAGGAGCUUGCACCAUUCAGAGUUCAGACUGCAUGGAACGUUGCCAAAAUGUUAAACCCUAUGACCAGGGAGUUCAGAUAGCAACUCUUUCCAUGCUAUGAUUUGAGCAGGGAGGGGAGGUUACACUGCCAUGUCCUUGGUAUUUUCAUGAAGAACGGGAAAGGGAGGAUGAACACUCCGGAAUUCUCUGGCAGAGCUGCUGCACAAACAAGCGAUCGGAAUGACCUCAAAUACAACUUCUGCAAAUAAAUAAACAGAUCAAUGAACAAUAAAUAAAUAGAUUAGAAAAGGGCCAGUGAGCAGAGUAAGACAGAUCAAUCAGUGUCUCGUUCUGACUCCAGUGAUUCAUACGGUGUCAGUUCUCUUGACCAUGGACGUCAGAACAACGAAGCUCUUCACAAACAUGCUGCCAUUUUAAAAUAUUUAUUUAACUGAGAUCCAGCAUGACAGUAAGGACUGCAGUACCAAAAGGACUGUGUUCAGUUUAUCAUGAGCAUGAGUCACAUUAUCUGCCAAUUUACCAUCAACACGAGUCAUAUUAUCCGCCAGUUUACCAUCAACAGGAUUCAUAUUUUCUGCGAGUUGUGACAAAUUAAGUUGGUUUCUUUUGUUUUUCACACACUUAUGACGGUUGAGUUUUAGUCAACCUUUAAAGGAUAUUCACGCCUUUAUGUUUUGUUCAAUUCGUAAACGGUAGUUUUAGAAUUGCAGAAUAGGUGGAUCAAAAAUACCCAACCUUUAAGCUGUACGCCCUCCCCGCAGCAAUAAUCUGUCAAGGGGAACAUGUCAUUGAAUGCUUUAUGCUACACCAUUCCUCUGCCAUGAUAAAAUAAAUCUAUUUUGCCAAAA
This is a messenger RNA of Electrophorus electricus (electric eel), 3045 nucleotides long. It is a transcript of the gene hs3st3b1a, whose product is annotated as heparan sulfate (glucosamine) 3-O-sulfotransferase 3B1a. Gene Ontology annotation, molecular function: [heparan sulfate]-glucosamine 3-sulfotransferase activity. The record is from RefSeq and is a predicted model, not a curated record. Lineage: Eukaryota; Metazoa; Chordata; Actinopteri; Gymnotiformes; Gymnotidae.